Molecule: messenger RNA, 4696 nt
Organism: Dunckerocampus dactyliophorus (ringed pipefish)
Lineage: Eukaryota; Metazoa; Chordata; Actinopteri; Syngnathiformes; Syngnathidae
Gene: xpo4
Product: exportin 4
Exons: 24
Coding region: 14-3403 (1129 amino acids)
Biological process (GO): protein export from nucleus
Cellular component (GO): cytoplasm; nuclear pore
Molecular function (GO): nuclear export signal receptor activity
Source: RefSeq, a predicted model, not a curated record
UCGCGGAGGGACCAUGAUGGCGGCGCUCGGUGCACCAGAAGUGAUCACACAGCUGGAAAGCGCUGCCAAAGUUUUAAUGGCACCGCCGUCCAUGGUCAGCACAGAGCAGAGGCAGCAUGCCGAGCACGUCUUUCUCUCCUUCCGCAAGUCCAAAUCACCCUUUGCCAUUUGCAAACACAUCUUGGAGACCAGCAAGGUGGACUACGUGCUGUUCCAGGCGGCCACCGCUAUCAUGGAGGCGGUGGUGCGCGAGUGGAUCCUGCUGGAGAAGACCAGCAUCGAGUCCCUGCGGGCGUUCCUCCUCACCUACGUCCUGCAGAGACCCAACUUGCAAAAGUAUGUGCGCGAGCAGAUGUUGCUGGCCGUGGCCGUCAUCGUCAAGCGGGGCUCUCUGGACAAAACCGUCAGCUGCAAGAGCAUCUUUCACGAGGUCGGACAGCUCAUCAGCAGCGGCAACCCGGCAGUGCAAACUUUGGCCUGCUCCAUCCUGACGGCGCUGCUCAGCGAGUUCUCCAGCUCAAGUAAGACCAGCAGCAUCGGACUCAGCAUGGAGUUCCACGGCAGCUGCAAGCGCCUCUUCCAGGAGGAGGGCCUUCGCCAGAUCUUCAUGCUGACCAUGGAGGUACUGCAGGAGUUCGGCCGCCGAGAGAACCUCAGCGCUCAGAUGUCGUCCGUCUUCCAGCGCUACCUGGCUCUGGCCAAUCAGGUGCUCAGCUGGAACUUCCUGCCACCCAAUCUGGGGCGCCACUACAUCGCCAUGUUUGAGGCUGCGCAGAAUGUCAUGCUGAAGCCCACAGAGUCGUGGAGGGAAGCGCUGCUGGACACCAGAGUGAUGGACCUCUUCUUCACUGUCCACAGGAAGAUUCGGCAAGACUCGGACAUGGCCCAGGACUCCCUGCAAUGCCUGGCCCAACUGGCCUCUAUGCACGGGCCCAUUUUCCCAGACGAGAGUGCCCAGAUCUCCUACCUGGCCCACCUGGUGGAGGGCCUGCUCAGCAUGAUCAACGGGAUUGAGAUAGAGGACUCGGAAGCAGUCGGCAUCUCCAACAUCAUCUCCAACCUGAUCACUAUGUUCCCGAGGAGCACCUUAACGGCGCUGCCUAGCGACCUCUUCACCUCUUUCAUCAACUGCCUCACGCUGCUCACCUGCUCCUUUGGACGCAGCGCCGCCCUGGAGGAGGUGCUGGACAAGGAUGACAUGGUGUACAUGGAGGCCUACGACAAGCUGCUGGAGUCAUGGCUCACCCUCGUGCAGGACGAGGAGCAUUUCCCUCGUGGCUGCUUCGUCCAGCCUGCCGUCCAGGUCUUCAACUCCUACAUCCAGUGUCAUCUGGCCGCGCCGGACGGCACCCGCAACCUGUCGGUGAACGGAGCGGCGUCCCAUGAGGAGGAGGAGAUCAACGAGCUUCAAGAGGACGACAGAGAGCUGUUCUCAGACCAGCUGUCAAGCAUUGGAACGCUGGGCCGCGUGGCUGCAGACCACUGUAUCCCCCUCCUCACAAGUCUUCUGGAGGACCGCGUCACGCGCUUGCACGGCCAGCUACAGAGGACCCAGCAGCACCUCAUGGCUUCGUCGGACUUCGGCUCAGUGGACCGCAAAGUGCUGGACGACCUCUACGAGGACAUCCACUGGCUCAUACUGGUGUCAGGGUAUCUACUCGCCGAUGACCCUCAGGGCGAAACGCCAAUGAUCCCCUCAGAGGUGAUGGAGUUCUCCAUCAAGCACUCGACCGAGGUGGACAUCAACACCACGCUGCAGAUCCUGGGAUCACCGGGGGAGAAGGCGUCGUCUAUUCCGGGCUUCAACCGCACCGACUCGGUCAUCAGGUUGCUGUCUGCUGUGUUGAGGACCUCCGAGGUGGAGUCCAGAGCCACCAGAGCUAGUCUGACGCAGCUGCUGAGUCCACAGAUGGGAAAAGACAUUGUUUGGUUCUUGAGACGGUGGGCCAAGACUUACCUGCUAAUGGAUGAGAAACUCUACCAGCAGGUCAGCAUACCUUUCAGUACAGCAUUUGGCGCCGACACGGAGGGGGCCCAGUGGAUUGUGGGCUACCUGCUGGAGAAGGUCAUCAACAACCUGUCGGUGUGGAGCUCCGAGACGGAGCUUGCCAACGACACGGUGGAGCUGCUAGUGACGCUGGUGGAGAGGAGGGAAAGGGCCAACAUGGUGGUGCAGUGUGAGAGCUGGUGGAACUUGGCCAAGCAGUUUGCCAGUCGGAGCCCACCGCUCCACCUGCUGUCCAGCUCGGUGCAGAGGACCCUGAUGAAGGCGCUGGUUCUGGGGGGCUUUGCCCAAAUGGAGUCAGACACGAAGCAGCAGUACUGGGCUGAGGUGCUACACCCUCUCCAGCAGCGCUUCCUCAACCUCAUCAACCAGGAGAACUUCGCCCAGAUCAGCCAGGAGGAGGCCGUCAAACAAGAAAUCAUUGCCACCCUGGAGGCGCUGUGCGGCAUCGCCGAGGCCACGCAGAUCGACAACGUGGCCUCGCUCUUCUCUUUCCUCAUGGACUUUCUUUCCAGCUGCAUCGGCCUGAUGGAGGUCUACAGCAACACGCCCGAGACCAUCAACCUCAUCAUUGAGGUAUUUGUGGAGGUGGCUCACAAACAGAUCUGCUACCUGGGAGAGACCAAGUCCAUGAAGCUGUACGAAGCCUGCCUGACACUGCUGCAGGUCUACUCCAAAAACAACCAGAACAGGAAGCGGAGCGACGCGGCGGCUGAGGAGGACCAGUACCAGGACCUCCUGCUCAUCAUGGAGCUGCUCACCAACCUGCUGUCCAAAGAGUUUAUUGACUUCAGCGACACAGAUGAGGUGUUCCGAAGCCAAGACCAAGGAACGCCGGCCUCCAGUCGGCCCAUCUCAGCAGCGGAUGUCGUCCUCUACGGCGUCAAUAUCGUUCUUCCCCUCAUGUCUCAGGACCUUCUCAAGUUCCCAUCUCUGUGUAACCAGUACUACAAGCUCAUCACCUUCAUCUGCGAGAUCUUCCCCGAAAAGAUCCCACAGCUGCCUGAAGACCUCUUCAAGAGCCUCAUGUUCUCACUGGAGCUCGGAAUGACCUCUAUGGGUUCCGAGGUUAGUCAGCUGUGUUUGGAAGCUUUGUCACCGCUGGCUGAACAGUGCGCCAAAAACCAGGAGAAGGACACGCCCCUUUUCAUGGCCACCCGCCACUUCCUCAAGGUAGGAGACACAGCAAGUUUCCUGGAAAAAUACACAGUCAACUGGUGUUCGACAUGUUGGUGCUACAAAAACACAACGCUGAGAUGUCGGUGGCUGCAGGAGAGGCACUUUACACUCUUGUGUGUCUGCACCAGGCGGAGUACUCUGAGCUGGUGGAGACACUGCUGUCGUCGCAGAGGGACGCCGCCAUCUACCAGCGUCUGGUGGACGCCUUCAACAAGCUGAGUGCCAGCAGCACGCCGCCCGCCAUGGACCGCAAGCAGAAGCUGGCCUUCCUCAAGAGCCUGGAGGAGUUUGUGGCCAACGUGGGCGGCUUGCUCUGCGUCAAGUAACCACUGGAAUCCCAUAAAUGCCUCCAUGACCCCGCCUGCUCCCGAUGAACAAUGUGUAGGGGCGGGGGACACGCCGCCGUGCUCGAGCCGCCGGGGGACGCCGGUCUAACUGGCCACGGGAACUGGACUGCAGCGCAGAUGGGUUCAGAGGUCACACCAAACACACACACAUGAAAAUGUGUUAUAGGAACGUGAGCAAGAUGUAUGAUUUAUUUUCCGACGUGAUGUUUUUGUAUGCAUUUGGACCGUCGCAUUUUGACAAAAUGUAUGAACACACACAUCUCCCCAGAGUGCCUUUGUGCUCGUGUGCGCACCACCCGGCCCCUCUAAAAUAGUCGCGCACACAUCAGCUGCCGCCGUGGCAACAAAGACAUGUCUGCAGGUGUGUGGAAAAAAAAUAAAAGUUGCUCUCGGAGGAACGUUGAGUCCACAGACUGCAAUGUUUUGACACACCACGAGGGGGCAGCACGUUGAUGAUAGCGCUCGUGUUUGGCUGAAGAGAAGAAAGCGUGUUUGACUUUCAUCAAGAGCUACGUGGAUCGAAGAGGAAAGGUCACAGUCGUAUUUCUCUACCGUAGCACACCCUCCACACCAAAUGAGACUGAAUUGAAAUAAAAGGAGCAGAGCCACUUAGCAACCAUGGCUGUUUGUGAACCACCUUUAAAAGUGUACAUAAAAAUGUUGUAUAAAGCCUGUCUGGCCUCUUCCUUUACAAAAUAGGAGGCGUUAUUGACCUUUUUAUUGUUUUUGCUACUGCUAUUUUAAAUGCAUUGCUCUUAUUAGAGUUACUAGUUUUUAUUGUUUCAAUUGGAAUGGUUUGGUUUAAAGGGGUUUUUGCUGUGUGCUGUUGUUCUGACGUUCCUUCACCAUGUAGUCUCCACGUUAUUCAUAUUACAUUUCAUCUUUUUGAACUCCAAGGUAACCGUGUCGCUUUCUGAUAGGACAGUUGGUAGUUUUCCUCAUAAUGAAUAAGAAAGACAGUCUUUAUGCUUAAUGACAUGUGCAUCUGUUUUGAAGUCAGAGGUAACCGUGUCAGCGCCAAAGCUCUUUCUGAUCGGACAGUUGGAGUUUUCAUUAUAAUGAAUUCUAAGACAGAUGGGCUGUGUGCUUUGUCAUGUGCAUCUCUUUAUGUCAUUGUGACAUGAAGUGAUGCAUAUAUAAAGUGAGUAUAGAUGUGUGUUAUUUA